GAGCCGCGCGCGCGCAGCAUGCCCUCCGCCAGACACCAUGUGGACGCCGCCGCCGCUGCCGCUGCUCGCCCUAGUCGCGCUGGCUGCCGCCCCUCUCAGGCUACACGCACAAGAGUCCGCCUGCUGUUCCUUAGCCACCGGCUCGUGUCGUUCCGUGUGCCAGGAGGUGUCGCUGGUGAGGAUAGCAGCGGAUGCCGAGGAGCGCGAGCGGGCCGUGUCGCGAGUCUCCACCGUCUGCCCAGACCAGCUGGUUUCCUUCUGGGAAUGUAUGAACAAGACAACUGAAGACAUGGUCCGCGGGGAGGCGUGGUGGGGACGCGAGUGCUGCGGGCUGCCGCAGUCCGCGGGUUGCCAGCAGGCGUGCGUCACGGCGGCGGCACGUCGCGACCUGGCCGCCAGCUGCCGCCAUAGCGACGAGGUCGCCUUCUUCGCCUGCCUCGACCGCCAGCAGGCGGGCGCCGUGUGCUGUGGCGGCGCCGCGCCGGAGGCCUGCGCCUCUGCGUGCCGCGACGCCUUCCGGGAGACGGGCAGCGCGGGCGGCGUGUCCGCCGAGGCGGCGUCUUCGCGCAUCGACCGCGCGGGCAUGGACGCCGCCAAGCUGCACUGCUGCGCGCGCGCCGCCUCCACCGCGUGCCGCCGCCUCUGCUUCCGCACCUACUCCAGCGAGUGGGUGCGCUUCUGGCCGCAGUUCAGCGCCCACUGCCUCGAGGACUCCGCCGAGGUCGCGCUGCUCACCUGCGUCCAGGAAGUGGAGGAGCCGUGCGAGCUGGGCUGCGGCGGGCUGUCGUUCUGCGCGCCGGUGUCUCGGCCGCUGCAGCUGUUCCGCAGCUGCGACGCGCGCGCCGACGCGGCGGCCCGCGCCGCGGUCUCGCUGUGGUCCCGGCGCGGCGCGGCGCCGCUGCCGCUGCCCCUGCCUCUGCCGCUGCCGCUGCUGGACGUGCGCGCCUGCCGGCCGCACCUGUGGCGCGCCGUCGCCUGCGCGCUGCACCUCGCGCCCUGCCACGCCAACACGCGCUCCCUCACCAUCUGCAGGGAGGACUGCGAGUCGCUGCUGCAGAGCUGCGUGGACUGGCGGCGCGCCGCGCCCGGCCUCUCUCCCUCAGCGGUGUGCGCGCAGCUGUCCGCCGGCGACCGGCCGUGCGCGCCACUAGAGGCGCUGCUGGCGCCAGCGGGCUCCGAAGCGCGAGUGGCGCCACAGGACGCGCUGACAGCGCCGUGCCGCGGCCGGCCGUGCAACCACAGCCGCGCCUGCCUGCCCAACAGGGACUGCGCCGCCGGCCGGCCCUGCCACACGCACCGCUGCCUGCCAGGGUGCCGGCUGGGGGAGGUGUCGCAGUACGUGGUGCCGGGCGACACGCUGGUGGUGGUGCCGCAGAGCACGGGCUGCGCCAGGCUGUGCCGCUGCCCCAGGCACGGCGGCGCCCUGCACCGCUGCGAGCCGCUGCCCUGCGCCCCGCCGCAGCCCUGCUGGAUAGGCACCACGCGCAUAGAGCACAACUCGCAGUUCUACCUGGAGUGCAACCUGUGCGCGUGUUCCUCCGGAGAGCUGACGUGUACGCGGCGACAGUGCGACAGCAGCGCCGCCGCCUACAGCGGCCAGCCGUGCAACUGCCCGCCAGUGUACGCGCCAGUCUGCGGCGCCAGCGGCGUCACCUACGCCAGCGCCUGUCUCGCCAGGUGUGCGGGCGCCGGCGACGGAGAACUGGAGGCUGGCGCGUGCCCGGAGCGUGAUCCCUGCUCGAGACACGCGUGCCCGCGCGGCCAGCACUGCGUGCCUCUGCGGAGGGCGUGCCUGGAAGGAGCGCCGCGACACGCCUGCCGACAGCACCACUGCGUGGAGAAGGUGGAGUCAUGCAGUAGCCGGCCUCACGACCCCGUCUGCGAUACCGAGGGCGAGGAGCACCCCAACCUGUGCUUCCUGCUGCACUACUGGAAGGCGCUCGCCUACCGCGGGCCCUGCCUCAAGAGCUGCUCGCUGUCGGGCGCCGUGUGCGGCGCGGACGGCGUGACGUACCGCUCCGAGUGCGAGGCGCUGGCAGCGCGCGUGCCCCUCGACUACGCGGGCCGCUGCUCCGGCUGCCGGGACCCGCGCAGGUGUCCGCCACUGGCCAGGCAGGGCUGCCAACCGCUGCGGCCGCCCGGCGCCUGCUGCCCUGUCUGCGCCGGAGCCCUCAUCCUCCUCUACAGCCGCAAACAGGUGGAGCUAUCGGUGCAGGCGGUGCGCGGCGACUCGCAGGCGUUGACGGUGCGGGUGGUGGUGGCGGCCCUGGAGCGCCUGGUGGCGGUGUCGGAGUGCGUGGUGCAGGGCUACGCCGGCGUGGGCCCGCAGCUGGUGGUGGUGGUGACCGCGCGCACGCCCGGCCGCGCGCCGUCGCACCUGCAGCUGGAGGCGUGCGCCGCCGAGGCGCGCAAGCUGUCUGCGCUGGUGCGCGCGCGCAGCCCGCGCCUCGCCGCGCAGCUGCCACUCAGUCUGCUGCUCGCCGCGGAGGACGUGACGGCCGCGCCGGAGACAUCCUCCGCGCCGAAGCCUGCCGGAGCCGGCGCCUGGCUCCUCGCCUUCGCUGUCACGCUAUGCCUCUCUAGAGGCUGCACCAGGCUACAUACACAUCAGGCGUCAGUGGAUUAACUGAACCACAGAAGAACACACCGAAGUAUCGUUCCCGUUCUAGCGUGGGAGUACUCUGCAUUUUACCCGGGAACCGAAAGUGUGAUCUGUAUUUGUACUCUUUGAAGCACCAUAAGGUUUACUGUGGCGCGUGCAAAGUUUAGCUGUGUCUUCCCUCCUCACUCCUUAUGAAAAGGUGUGUUAGAGACAUGAUUUCUGGACUUCUUCACAGUCCUGGGUGGCUUCUGAUGGAAUACCAUUCAGCAGUUUCGUUACGCCGCUGGAUAAUAUGCAAAAUACUAAUUUUAUUCACAGUUGACUGGUUUUCGAGCUCUGGCAACAAAAAAGAAUCACAGGCAGCAGAGAUUCAUUGCUGGAGAGAACCACGUGCCAGGAUUAUUUCCUGUGGGGUAGCAUCCAAGUACUUGCAAUUCCCAGUCACAAGUGCAUUGAAAAGUAUACUCAGGAUUUAAGGGAGAGAAGGGGUAGCUCAUAUAAGUUCUGCAAUAAAUGGCGAAACACCAUUGAGGUUUUUAGACACGUGACUCUGGCUUUCACUUACUAGUAGUCCAUAUCCUUCACAUGUUGUGGGUUUAUUCGGCCGAUACUCAAUUUAUGUAUCUGCCAUUCUCGUGGAGCAGGAUGCGAUCUCGGUUUGCAAGGAUCUUUGCCUUGUCGAGUGUGGGGUGACAGUCUCUCACUGAGUACGCCCUCGCACACGCACCACCCUUUUCCUGAUUCUGUCAAGGAAUUUUACUGGCAAAAUAUCUUGGAGGUGAAUCUGCUGUAGUCGAACCGUCGACUCGCAAAUGAGCGUCGAUUUGAUUUUGCUUUUGUUCCAUCUCGCUUUCUCGCAAUGGGGAGAGUUCAGAAGUUUCUAGUUCCGAUUUUGUCAUUUUAUCUUAGCAUCAUAUUCCGGAAUACAUCAUUCGUCACUUGUGGUAUAGUGGCAUAAGAGGUCCGACUCCCUUGCAGGUCGUCAUUACAUAUUCUUCCCCUUAUCUUUUCCCUGAGUCGGUAUUUCGCCCCAUUUCUGCGCACUUUUACAUCCAGUCAAAUUCCGUGUUAAAGUUUCAUGAACGCUAAACAAGUUCAAAUUUUUCUCGCUGCUCAUCCUUCCCGUCAAUGGAUGACCUUACCUCACCAGACACGACACUCGAUCUGUAACGGCAUUCAUUUGCGACGUGGAGGACCUGCCCAUAUUUGUAUUCCACUUCGCCUCGGACAGCUGCAAAGGACUUGUGCCAUCUCAACACUUGAUCUCGUGUAGGAAGCUUUCACUAAUGGUAAAUACAUUAUGGUAGCUGUACUUUUAUGGCUGCGUGUGGUAUCAAAGGAAGGGUAGACACAUACACAAAAAUCUUUCAUAAAGCAUCCAAAACGACUGUGGAUAGAUUAUGUGUCUGAAAAAUGUGUCAAAUUCAAAACAAUGUUUCUUACGAAGUCAAAAAUGUUUCAACAGUUUUUAGCUCAGAAUGUGCUGUACAACACUUUUUACUGUCCUCUCUUUUCCCCUCUGCCUUCCCUGUUCCGGGGAUUACAGAUCCUCACACAAUAACCAAAGGAAUCGCCGAAUCACUCUCUUUGUAAGAAACAGUGCAAAUAAUUACAACUUCAAUUAAGAUCUCAUACUACGAUAGGCAAACUUGUGAGUCCACUUUUCCUCCACUUGACCGUCACCUACUAGAAACACAACACCCACCAGGAAUUUCAUACCAUUGCAACCAUGCCUUCAUGUCUUUGCACCUAGGUUAAGACAUCGAAUAGUGACAUACGAAACUUAGAGCCUUUUACCUUUGAGAAAAAUUCCCCGUGCUGUUAUGAACGAAUUCCUUCAACAGCAAUCAGAUAUGCUAAACGCUCACCCAGCAACCGUCCUUAGUUGCAGCUCUAGCCGUUCUCGAAUUGUCAGGCGACUACGUGAGCCAACACAGCUACCGACGAAAGCAUUAUGAAGCUACAACUACGGCAAUAAAACUGUUCAAAUUCUGUCAUAAUAUGUCGUUCCAAGACUGAUUUUACAUUAUUUAUGUACAUUCCCUUUCCGGUCAAAGCUAUCACAACACUAGGCCUACAAUUUUAUUGGGAUUUGAAGUGCGGAACUAUGAGAAAUCACUGCCAAGGACAAUUUAGUUUUAGAGGAAGUUAUUUAAUACUUUUACCAGUAGAGAGGAGUAAAAAUACUUUUCUCAUUUAACGUAGUGGUCACUGGAGGCAACUUUUUGCAUCGUUAAGCAGAAGAUCUCAGAAAAUGUUAAUGACAGCGGUUUUUAACUUCUGCCAUUGAAGUAAUGUCUAAUGAUUUCAAACAACCUCCCUUCCUGCCUAACAAAGAGCACAUCACAGUAGUAGUGAAGAACCUUCCGUUGGUGGUUGUUACCAAUGAUAGCAUUGUGAUUUUGUGUGCCAAAGAUGUUAUGUUGUAUUUUCUCUUGGUGUCAAUAUUUGUUUAUGCAUACACAUACGGAUGAUUUUGUAUUUUCUGUAAGUUUCCAUUUUCUAGUCCCCCUUCCUUCAAAGAUUGUGUAGUAUGUUAUGAAUAUUAAUUUCUAAAGUAUAAACUUGUUAGCGAUGUUAAUAUUUUUGUACAGGAACAUUUUAUGCUUUGAGAUCUUUACGUUUUGCUGAAAAUACAAUUUUUGAUAAAUAUA
Molecule: messenger RNA, 5256 nt
Organism: Schistocerca piceifrons (Central American locust)
Lineage: Eukaryota; Metazoa; Arthropoda; Insecta; Orthoptera; Acrididae
Product: reversion-inducing cysteine-rich protein with Kazal motifs-like
Exons: 15
Coding region: 38-2626 (862 amino acids)
Biological process (GO): extracellular matrix organization
Cellular component (GO): plasma membrane
Molecular function (GO): metalloendopeptidase inhibitor activity; protein binding
Source: RefSeq, a predicted model, not a curated record